AUGCGAUUAGUGGCUCUGGCUUCAUUGUUGCUAGCGGUUGCAGUAAGUGCACUAGGAAAUAGCCAGCAAGGUUUCAACUCUGAACUAUCGUUCGAUGAAUACACUGAGCAGUCGUUGCUAUGGGCACCAUAUAGACCCAAUUGCUAUUUUGGAAUCCGUCCACGCAAUGUGGAUCAGAGCCCAUUUAUGUUAGGCAUAAUGUGGUUUGAUAACUCUGAUGCUUCGGGGCUUUCACGCAUCAGACACUUCGUAGAGCAGGGGGAUAAACUGCAGAAGUAUGGUUGGGAAGUCUACGAUCCCAGAGUAGGUGGCAGAGAGGUCAUAAUCGAUGAGGCAAACAAUCUGAACCUUACAAUCUACUUUACCAAAAGCCACAACGGCGAAAACUGGGCAGUAAGAGUUCACGGGGAGCCGCUUGACCCUGAAAGAGGAUCUGCCGCCUCUGUGGUGGUCUAUUUUAACCAGAAUGGCCAAGAUGGUCAAUCUAGACUGAAAAAGAUUGUAGGCGACGAUUCAGGAAAGAUGCUAUUUCACGGUGUGUCAAAAGAGCUAGGUGAGUAUCAGCUCACCGUUAGGGAUAAUUUUGGUUCAUACUACUCGGAUCCAGGUCUGCCUACGAUGGAGAUUGUGCCGGGAUGCGACUCUUCUAAAACGGCACAUCUGUCUAUGACAGUACCGGAUGAGAAUGUUUGGAUGGCUCGCGAUGUCUUCUUAUCCAUUCUGUCUGAUUCAGUCAAGCAGAUUGUGGAGGAGAAAGGAGCUGAAGCAGUAAAUCCUUCCUUGUUCCCAUCUACUUUUACCAUCAGAAACUUGUAUGAUUUCCCAGCAGGCAAUUUCCAUUACUUACAGAAAUCUUUUGAUAACUCCAGUCCAGAAGGCUUCGAGUUUGACAUUAUUUAUAAUGCAUUAGACACAAAGGAGAGAAUAACAUCAAUCGGCGAUGUGGCAAAUUUGAUCUCUGGCACGAUUAACCACGUUGAGACAAAGUUUGCUGAGUUAUUUGCCCUUGAGCCAAAAGGCGAGCAAUAUCAUUCAUUUGCAUUGGAGACACUUUCAAAUUUGCUAGGUGGAAUAGGCUACUUUCACGGGACCCAACUGGUCGACAGAGUUACCAUCUUCGAUGAUGAACAGUUUGAAGAAGUGAAAUUACAACAUGCUACUGAGGAAGGCCCACUGAGCUUGUUUACCAGUGUUCCAAGUCGAGCAUUCUUCCCGCGAGGAUUUUACUGGGAUGAGGGGUUCCACCUCUUACAAAUUAUGGAGUACGACUUUGACCUUGCUUUCGUGAUAUGUUCCAGCUGGUUUGACCUCAUAGAAGCUGACAGCGGCUGGAUCGCUAGGGAGGUUAUCUUGGGCGAUGAGGCUAGAAGUAAAGUCCCUGAAGAAUUCAGGGUUCAAAAUCCAAAUAUCGCUAACCCACCGACACUUCUGUUAGCUUUUAGUGAAAUGCUGGACAGGGCCAUUAAGAACCAAGAGAGUUCCGCUCUGGAGUUUCCUGGACCGGUGGAUGAUGAGAUAACGGCACAAAAGCAAACCAGCCAAUUGGAAAACAAUCCAGAUUUACUGUUGAAAUAUGCGGAAAGAAUCUACCCUAAACUGCUCAAGCACUACAACUGGUUCAAGACCUCCCAGAAAGGACUCAUUGAGGAAUACGAAGAGAUCUUGGAAGACGAAGGCAUCCUGGAAAAGGUUCACCAAGAAGAGGCCUACACAUGGAGAGGGCGUACAAUCAAUCAUUGCUUACCAAGCGGAAUGGAUGACUACCCCAGACCGCAGCCACCUGACGUGGCGGAACUCAACGUCGACGCCCUGGCUUGGGUCGGCAUCAUGACGAGAUCCAUGAGGCGGAUCGCACACGUUUUGAGCCUGAAAGACGAUGAGGCGGAAUACCAGAAGAUAGAGAAUAAUAUCAUCGAGAACCUCGAUCUUUUGCAUUGGAGUGAAGAACACCGAUGUUACUGCGACAUAACGAUUGACAGCCUGGGAGAUGGCCGUGCAUUUGUGUGCCAUGAAGGCUACAUUUCUCUCCUCCCCUUCGCCUUGAAACUCGUGCCAUUGGACUCCCCCAAACUGAAGCACAUCCUUUCGCUGAUGUCUGAUCCGGAGGGAAUCUUCUCCGAGUACGGCUUACUGUCUCUCUCACGAAGAGACGAGUAUUUUGGCACAGCUGAAAACUACUGGAGAGGACCGGUUUGGUUGAAUAUCAACUACUUGUGUUUGGACGCGUUGACCUACUACUUCCCGGCGGUCGUGAGUGGCGCUGCCGAAGGCCUAUCCCCUGAAGAAUCGCAGGCCAAGCAACUCUUCGUUAGUCUCAAAGAAAGCCUUGUAAACAAUGUGUUCAAGAAUUGGGAGGAGAGAGGCUACUGUUACGAAUCUUACGAUCAGUAUACUGGAAAAGGCAAGGGAAUCGAACACUUUACAGGCUGGACAGCAUUGGUUGUCAAUAUAAUGGGAAAUAAAUAG
Molecule: messenger RNA, 2466 nt
Organism: Torulaspora globosa
Lineage: Eukaryota; Fungi; Ascomycota; Saccharomycetes; Saccharomycetales; Saccharomycetaceae
Gene: CWH41
Product: mannosyl-oligosaccharide glucosidase
Exons: 1
Coding region: 1-2466 (821 amino acids)
Biological process (GO): oligosaccharide metabolic process; protein N-linked glycosylation
Cellular component (GO): endoplasmic reticulum membrane
Molecular function (GO): Glc3Man9GlcNAc2 oligosaccharide glucosidase activity
Source: RefSeq, a predicted model, not a curated record